AUGUAAAAUUCAUAGCAACAGAGCAAUAGAUAUAAUUUCAGAGGAUUGGUUACUCCACCACAGCAUGAUUCCAUAAUUGCAAUUAGUGUAGAUAAAACAAGUAUAAGAGAUAACGCAGGAGAUGCAUAGUCAUCGAUAAUUCAAAAUCUGAACCCAGAGAUAGACUGCAACAAUAGGUCGUUUGAACAGCCUCCUUAGGAAAUAAAUAUUAAUCUGAAUUUCGUUGAGGUAAAAGAUUACCAAAACCAGCAGAAUGACCACAAAUCAUAGGUUUUUACUGACAAGACGAGUUAGUAUUAUAGUAGUAGAAAUGCAAGCUAUGACAAGGAGAAGUUUGAGAGUUUGAAAACGUAGCUUGAAAAUUAGAAAGCGAGAUUCGAAUCAUAGAGAUAAAAGAUGACUGAGAUGCAAUAUGCUUCUGCUAGAGCUAACUAUAACUUGCUUAAUAAGACAUUUGAUAGUGCACUUAGGGAGAAAUAAACUGAAAUCAAAAUACUAAACAAUAUCUUAACACAACCCUAGCCUAGAUCGUAGACCAAAUCAAUCAUGAAUUAGAAUUCUGACAAGUAAUAAUUAAAUCAAUCGAUGAAUAAUUUAAGCUUAAAGAUUUAAAAGAUUGAUGAAAGAGUUACCCAGCAAACUUAAUUAAUCGAUACCUAAAGAAAUUAGCUCAUUUAAUAAUAACCAAGAAUAUUGAAGGUCACCUAGCAAUCAGUAAUUUCUACUGAAUAAAAGCAUAAGGCCCUAAUUCAAAAUUACAUCAGCAAAUAAGAUACUAAGAUUGAGGAUAUUCAGUAAACUAAUAUCAAUGACUCUCACUCGAAGUCUUUUGAGAAAUCAUCCUCUUAAUCUUUUUCUAAAACAAUUAAUGAAAAAAUAAAAAAUCUAAAGUAGGACAUUAGCUAGCUAUUUCCAAACAACUAAGAACCUUAGAAUGAGCACUCAAGAGGUAGAGAAUUGCUAAAUAAGUUCUUCCCUGUAGCAGAAAUGAAUUAUUCCAAGUCUGCUGAGAGAUUACAGCCAAGAGUAAUAAAGCUAAAUUAACUUAAUAAUGACAACAAUUUCGAGAUGCCUCAAACGCCUGUUAAUGCGAAUUCCUUUUUAAAAUAAACUCCUUCGUUCCUAGUAAACAAAUAGUCCAGGGAGGAGAUUAUCAAAGCUGAUAUAAAUAUGUUCGACAUUGACAUGUGUCAGAGUAAGACUAUCCUUCAUACUACAUGCUCAGAGCAACAACUUACUCAAUAAUUUUAGAUCCAUAAAAACUAAGACAAUCCUAGUGAAGUAGCUUUCUUAAAGUAGGAAGUUGCUAGACUUGAUCAACUUUUAAGAGCAGAGCGUGAAAAGAUGAAUGAGUACAAGGAGCGUUAUUACCGUAGAAGAGACCAUGAGAAAGAAAAGAAUAAACAGGAUAUACAGGUACUUAAGGAUGAAUUAUCAAGAAUUGAGUAAAAAUACUCAAAUGAGGUAAAAAAGGUUCAGGAUCAGUAUGAUAGCUAUAAAGUUACUAAAAAUGAAAGAGUGAAAACCAAGCUGAAGGAAUAGGAAGAGAGGUAUCUCACUGCUAUUGCCAAGGAGUAGCUUAAGAAUGAAGAGCUCUAGAAAAAGAUCUUGGAGUUGCAGAACUUAGUUAAUGCAAAUGAAGUAUAAAUAGAGAGGCUGAUGUAGUUCUAGUAAAAGGAAAACAAGAGUAUUAAGUUACAGCUCCAACAAAAAUCACAGGCAAUAGUAACUGAAUGUGAAAAAUGUAAGAUUCACAUAAUGAACAAUGCCAAACUGCUUUCUAAGAUUCAAAAAGUCAAGAGCACACCAAAGAUUAAUUAAGUUGAUUCAAAGACUACUGACAAAAAGCAUAACUAGGCCUAGUCUGCAGUUGUAGAUGUAGUUGAGGUAUUGCAGGAAAAAAUUCAAAACUCUUAAGAGUUAGAUAAGAGGUCGCAGUUCCUCAAAAAAAUAUCCAAAACCAGACUUAAAAAGCUCUCGAAAUGUGUUGUUGACUUCAGUGUCAAUUAGCUGUGCGAGUAGCAGAGUCUGCGGAUCAAGAGAAAUCAAAUGCAGCCAGAGUAUUCUAAUUAGAGACUCAAUAGAACAAGUGUCACAGGUACAGCCAGAGAAUUUGAAAGACUGCGCAUCACCAAUGAAAACAUUCCCACACCAAUCUCUCCAUUACGUUGA
Molecule: messenger RNA, 2172 nt
Organism: Stylonychia lemnae
Lineage: Eukaryota; Ciliophora; Spirotrichea; Sporadotrichida; Oxytrichidae
Source: the annotation of a GenBank genome assembly